Molecule: messenger RNA, 381 nt
Organism: Paraglomus brasilianum
Lineage: Eukaryota; Fungi; Glomeromycota; Glomeromycetes; Paraglomerales; Paraglomeraceae
Source: the annotation of a GenBank genome assembly
AUGUCACCGACAAAGCCUGCCUCUUCUGAAAUGAAGUAUAGAAGUUCCUUUUCCUAUAAGAACGACAACGUAAAUGUUGUCAGAUUUGGCCGCGACAUCAAUAUGAGGAUGGAAAGAGUGAACAAUGAUGUCGCAAGGAUCUACUUUGUAGACGAUCGAGGGACCAACAUCCAGAUUCCGAAUGGGUUUGUUCUUAGGGAUAAUAUCGCGAACGUAAACGUGAGGCCAUUAUUAAAUAACGGGUUCGGAAAUUACUUUACAAGUUGGAUUUCCAACUAUUCAUUGCUUCGAAACGGGAUCGAGAUGUUCGCGUUGUCAAACCAGAAACAACAAUCAGUUGAAGGAUUAGAUGGGUUUCGAUACUAUACGAUUAAUCGAUAA